Molecule: messenger RNA, 1146 nt
Organism: Panicum virgatum (switchgrass)
Lineage: Eukaryota; Viridiplantae; Streptophyta; Magnoliopsida; Poales; Poaceae
Product: phytochromobilin:ferredoxin oxidoreductase, chloroplastic-like
Exons: 8
Coding region: 104-1000 (298 amino acids)
Biological process (GO): phytochromobilin biosynthetic process
Molecular function (GO): cobalt ion binding; phytochromobilin:ferredoxin oxidoreductase activity
Source: RefSeq, a predicted model, not a curated record
CGUUCUCCCCACUCUUCCCUGUCCUCUUCUCAUCUCUUCCCUUCCUGUCCCAGCUCCAUCUCCUUGCUCGCACAUCACAUCCCCGUACCACCUCGGAGCUGAAAUGAGCGGCGGCGGCGGCGGCUUGGGCGCCGGCUUCUCGUACCAGAAGUUCGCCCACGUCGCGCUGGAGCGGACCCGCCUCCACACCGCCCUUGCCUCACACCCAUCACAGGAAAAGUUCAAGUUCAUAAAACCCAAUGAGGAUAACACUGUUAUGAAUGCUCUCUCAUUCAGCGCCCCCAAGAUUAGACUGCUUCGGAGCCUGACAAUUGAACAGAAAAACUCGGUUCAGGUUCUUGACUUUGCUGCCUUCUCAGAACCUGAAUACGACCUUCCUAUAUUUUGUGCCAACGCUUUUACAUCUCCUGCACGUAGUAUUGUUGUCUUGGAUCUCAAUCCUUUGUACGACACCACUGAACACGAGGAUUACAGGGGAAAAUACUACAGGAAUUUGAUGCCUCUUAUACACAAGUACAGUGAGCUUCUGCCCUGGGGUGGCAAAAUUACAAGCGAGUCUCUGAGAUUCUUCUCUCCUAUUGUUAUCUGGACAAUACUUGAGCCAACUGAGGCCAACCACCAAGUUCUAUACUCAGCCUUCAUGGAUUACUACAAGGUCUGGCUCGAGUUAAUGGAUGAAGCAGUUCAAGAAACAAGUUUAGAAAAAGUUGAUCGAAAUAGAGAAGCACAACAUAAAUAUCUCACAUGGAGAGCCGAGAAGGAUCCUGGUUAUUCACUGUUAAAAAAGUUGAUUGGUGAAUGUGCUGCCAAGGAUUUGGUGAGAGAAUUUCUGUUUGAAGGAGUCGAUUCGCUCGGGACGAAGUCAUUCUUGGAGUAUUUCCCCGAAUAUGCACAGGGAGGUGGGACGGUAAACAAGAAGCGGAGUAUGAUCGGGAAGUCAUUUGAAUCUCGGCCUUGGGAUGCUCGUGGGCAGUUCAUCGGCGAUGCUGGUGAUGGAUAGCAGCUAGCUGUUGUGCUUCAUCUAGACACAGCCGCGCUUAUUUCUCUUUGUUGUUCUUGAUAGCUGUUUUGCUUGUGCAAAGCUGCUGGACAUUUCUUUCUCGAAGCUUAAUUUCCCAGUCGCAUGGCGGACUAGUUCUUGUGUGU